GGCUGGCCUGGCCCGGUGCCCCUGGCGGCGGCGACGGGAGCAGCCUCGGGUCCAGAAAGGGGGACGAAAAGAAUAAAGGGAGCAGUGAAAGAAUCGCCCUGUCGCGUCCACCUGGCUGACUUCUGACUCCAUGUGGCAGGCGGCCCCUACAAACGGGAACGAAAUGGAGGGGGCGUGACGCUCAGGAGAUACUUCAGGCAACAUAUUGUAGGAGGAUGAAACCACUCUGGUCACCGAGAUUACGAUGGAAAUACGCUGUGGUGGCCUCUUGUUCAGCUCCAAAUUUGACUCUGGGAAUUUGGCUCAUGUCGAGAAGGUGGAACACCAGGAAGGUGAUGGUGACAACAGUGUGAAUGGCAGUGGCAGCAUCAAUACUUCUGCUGCCUCAGUGGUGUUUGGCAGCUCCCUCCCCAUUGCAGACUACGAAUUCAACGUGUGGACCAAGCCAGAUUGUGGUGACACAGAAUAUGAGAAUGGGAACAGAUCCUGGUUUUACUUUAGUGUGAGAGGAGGAAUGCCAGGCAAGUUGAUCAAGAUUCAUAUUGUGAACAUGAACAAGCAGACCAAACUUUAUUCACAGGGGAUGACACCCUUAGUAAAGACAAUACCUAUCAGGCCCCGUUGGGAACGCAUCCGUGAGCGGCCUGCCUUUGAGAUGGCGGAGACUCAGUUUGUCCUGUCUUUUGUGCACCGAUUCCUGGAUUGUCGAGGAGCCACCACAUACUUUGCCUUCUGCUAUCCCUUCUCAUACACAGAAUGCCAGGACAUGCUGGCACAGCUGGAUGCCCACUUUGCAGAGUGCAGACAUCUCUCUCCUAGCAGAUCUCAAGAAGAACCACAAAGUGCCACCUGGAAAGAGCUUUUCACAAUUAGUCGGAGGGCAGGCGCAGACUCUAGAAAAGCUGAGGGGAAGCCGCGCCCCACCACCCACAGAACAAGAAAGUACCCUAGAGGAGGACGUGCAAAAGGGAAAAAGGAGGCGGCCCCACCCAGGGGUACACCCUAUCUUGAUGCCAUCUAUUAUCAUCGGGAAUUGUUGUGCUAUUCCCUGGAUAAACUACGUGUGGACUUGCUCACCAUCACAUCAUGUCAUGGCAUGCAGGAGGAGCGGGAGGCUCGACUGGAGAAGUUGUUCCCAGACAAGAACACACCCCGACCACACUGCUUUGUGGGAAAGAGAGUAUUCUUUCUCAGCAGCAGAGUGCAUCCUGGGGAAACACCUUCUAGCUUUGUUUUCAAUGGAUUCCUGGAAUUCAUCCUGAGGGAGGAGGAUCCUCGGGCCCAAAUGCUGCGGCGUAUGUUUGUCUUUAAGCUCAUCCCUAUGCUAAAUCCGGAUGGAGUGAUGCGAGGACACUAUCGAACAGAUGCUCGUGGAGUUAACUUGAAUCGUCAGUAUUUGAACCCUGAUGCAGAGCUGCAUCCUGCUGUGUACGGGGCCAAGACUGUCAUGCUCUAUCACCAUGUUCACAGCCGGAUCCAGCCUGGUGCCCCGGACUGGCGAACCUAUGUCCCUCCACUCAACACAAAGAUAGCCAAUCAACGUUCUACCCGCAAAUGUCCCCAUGGUGAUGACGUCCCUCUUUCUGAGCUGGAGAAAGCAAACAACCUUCGCAACUGUUCCAGAGAUUCCUGUGUCCCCUCAUCUCAGGACCCUGAGGCCUCGGAGGUACCAGGAAGUAAUGACCCGGAUGUCUGGAUCCUUUCAGAAGAACUAUUCUCUGAGUGCUGUGAGAAUGAAGUUGAGAAUCCUCCACCACCUGCCCCAGAAACCAUCCCACCUCAACAGAGUGGCCUAGCUUACUAUGUUGAUCUGCACGGACAUGCCUCUAAGCGUGGCUGUUUCAUGUAUGGAAAUAAUAUUUCUGAUGAGAACUAUCAGGUUGAAAACAUGCUGUUUCCUAAGCUCAUCGCCUUGAACUCUGCUCAUUUUGAUUUCAUGGGCUGCAACUUCUCUGAGAAGAAUAUGUAUGCUAAAGACAAGCGGGAUGGACAAUCAAAGGAGGGCAGUGGGCGUGUGGCCAUUUACAAGGCCUCAGGCAUUAUUCACAGUUACACACUGGAAUGCAAUUACAACACAGGACGAUCAGUCAAUACUGUUCCAGCAGCAUGUCAUGAUAAUGGGCGGGCAACUCCUCCUCCUCUCCCAACAUUCCCAUCCAAAUACACUGUGGAGCUCUUUGAGCAGGUUGGAAGGGCCUUAGCAGUUGCAGCACUGGAUAUGGCAGAAUGCAACCCCUGGCCUCGGAUUGUCCUAUCUGAACACAGUUGCCUUAGCAAUCUGCGUGCCUGGAUGCUGAAACAUGUGCGCAGCAUGAGGGGAGUGGCAGGCUACUCCAGGAGGAAGGGCACCAAAACCCCACCCAAGGGGGGCAAUGGGAUCUCUGCUUCCAGCUCAGAGAAUUCUCUCUGCCGAGCCAGGAGCUUCAGCAAUGGUAGCAUCAAUCCACAAGCUACCGCUCAGGUCAAGACCUCACCCAGCUUCACCUUCAGCUCCCCUCACCCCACUGCCUCCACGGGGGGCAUGGGGCAGAGCCCUCGGAAAUGUGCCUCAAGGGUGCUGGCACUUGUGCGAGAACCUCGAGUUCAGGAGAAGAGGCGCCAUCAGCACCAGACCUUGCUACGAGCUGCUGUGAGCAGCAUCCAGGCACCCUCUCUCCCUUGCUCCACCAGAACCGCCUCUCAUCUCCAGCUGGCUCCCAGCCUAGGCACCUGCUCCCUUCCAACUACUAUCAACAUACCAGGAUCCAGCUGCAACAGUCUACUUACAACUGCCAAGGCUAGCACAGUAGUAACUGCUUGUCAUGGACUGCCGGAAUCAGAGCAUGUCCCUGAGGAGCUGAAGCCUCCUCCACCUUGUGGCCUAGCGUUGCUGCAGAACUUUUCAAGACGGCUGAACAAUGAAAAGCUAUCGGAAACUUCUAGUCUAGAUAUACUGAUGCCUCGGCCAAGCCGGAUUCCCAUACGCAGGAGACCAACAGGACAAACCCAGCACUUACUCAGAUUUCACAGCUGCAGUGAUAAUUCUUCCCUCAAGGUUUGGAAAUAUGCACCCUCACAGAUGCCAGCACAAAAUUCCUUGCCAGAAUUUCAGCUGGAAAUGCCAGAGCUGACGGUAACGGGUCAGAGGGAAGAAUCACUUUUUCUGUGCAACCCUCCCAAAGUUUUGCUGGACGAGCAUCUCCCUGGGCGACCAGAUUCCCCCCAGCUCACCUACCGCAAGAUCCUGUCUUUCUGCACUGAGGCCUGACUUGCCAGUGGGGGCACAACAGCUGCGGCCAAUGUGCUCCAGCUCAAGUGCCGCCACCCCACAGCAUACCAGGAACACGCUGACUCCAACUCAUCCCUUGGUGUGGAAGAAACCUCUUGAGACCCUUCUUGUUGGCACUUGAUGAGUUCCUGAUCCAACCACCCCCCUUCCUCUCCUCUCUCUGCUCUUUUAAACCAAAGCUGCUCUUUAUGACAGCAGCCAGUAGUUCUGGCUUUGAGACUUUCCCAGGAAUAAGAGCCUCAUCACAUCACAUCCUAUUUGUAGCCAGCUACACAAGACAUCAAAGGCUUAAGGGAAAAUGGGUCCUCUUUGGUUCUUUCCCAGCAAUCCUCAUCAAAAUCUGGGGGAUCCAUCUAAUUUAUUUUCUUUGUCAAGGAGGUGCCUUUCAAAAAAGAAGCAAACCAGGCUAAUUGCAAGAAGCUCUGUAGGUGCACGUAUGACAUUUGGGAAGCAUAAAAGGACCAGCUCCUCCUGGUCGACUACAGCCCAGUGCUGUGGCCAAGGCCCUUCCUCCAAUAUUAUUUCCACCACUGUACAUAGUUGGUUAUUGGGUUGGAAGCUAUUUUUGAAACAAGUUUGUCUUGUAACAUGUUUCUAUAAUAAAUUUCAUUUGUCAGGAAAAGAAAAAAACUGCUUUUUGAAGACUGUGUGU
Python bivittatus (Burmese python) is the source of this 3920-nucleotide messenger RNA. It is a transcript of the gene AGBL5, whose product is annotated as AGBL carboxypeptidase 5. NCBI's taxonomy places the organism in Eukaryota, Metazoa, Chordata, Lepidosauria, Squamata, Pythonidae. Gene Ontology annotation, biological process: proteolysis; protein deglutamylation. Gene Ontology annotation, molecular function: metallocarboxypeptidase activity; zinc ion binding. The record is from RefSeq and is a predicted model, not a curated record.